Molecule: messenger RNA, 1824 nt
Organism: Aspergillus sclerotioniger CBS 115572
Lineage: Eukaryota; Fungi; Ascomycota; Eurotiomycetes; Eurotiales; Aspergillaceae
Product: MID1 family protein
Exons: 2
Coding region: 1-1824 (607 amino acids)
Biological process (GO): calcium ion import across plasma membrane
Molecular function (GO): calcium channel activity
Source: RefSeq, a predicted model, not a curated record
AUGUUCGUUCGACUCGUACCGCCACACCUACAGUGUCGCCUGGGUGUGACGGUCCGCGCGGCACUUUACUGCGCAAUCGGCCUGGCCAUUUGCGUUGGCUCGGUUACUGCUGCUGGUGACGACUUCGAUUCUACGUCCCUAGCCUCCAAAAAUCAUGGUCGCUUCAUCUUCGGUGAUGCUAGUCCGCAAUUUUCCUUCCCACUCGCGUCAUAUAACGGCCUGGAUUUCGAAGACGCUGUAGAUGAGAACGGGGAUGCGCGCGGACUCGACCUGGUUCGUCGGGCUCCUGCUGGUGUAACUUCCCUCGGCAAUAAUCAGUAUAAGCAGAGUACAAUCAAAAUGGGCGAGACCGAGUGGUGGUAUUUCCCGGUGAAUGGCGAUGAGGCCAAUAGCACCGCUGAGAACCAGAGCCGUGACCUUUCGAAGCGUUCCAUAACCGUUUACCUAUCCCUAACGGCCUGCUCGAAGCCCAGCCUCAACAGAACGGAUUCAACCACCACAGCUGCCGUACCGCAGCUGACCGUCUAUGCAUCCGAGUCGGUACAGAAACCCGGGCCCGACAGAUCCGAUUCCGACCAGACAGCACAAUCGGCGGAAGAAGGCUACAUGGGCAUGGUUCUGUCGGUGGAUGGAGAUAUCUACAUUGGAGUAACCGCCCCCAAUAGCACGGAGUACUCUGGAUCUUUUACCUACCAGCUUGCAGCCUCGACCGAUGCUUAUUUCCACGGCGUUGACGACACCGAUCAGUCCUUGUUCCUAGUCGAUUCGGAUACUAACGCAGCACUUUUAACGACGAAAAACCUCACCACUACCGAUCUAUCACCGCAGAAUUACAGCUACUGGAUGGAUAUGACGCCUUCAUACACGAUGUUCGCCAACAAUCUCAAUAGUGCCUCCAUAUCGGGUCUGGAACGGUCAUUCUGCGCCCUCGAACAGCUUGCGCAGAUCGGGGAAAGCAACAUUGAGACGAGCAUGGCUGUCCAGGGCUCAGCGGUCAGGCCAACAGAACAGUUCUACGUCACCGGCCUCAACAAAACCUCCACUUAUUACGGGAUCAUGGCGCGAUAUGGUAAUUCCACCAAUGCGGGCAACGGGAUCAUAGGAGGUGGCGGGAAGGUCUGGCCGCGAAUGAACUUCACAACCAAAACAGAUGACAAUUGCGCCGUUGUCUAUGACCUGCCAUUUUGCUCCGAAGUCGCCUACGCCGUGCCAUCCAAUCCAUCCAUGAACAUGACGGAACUCCGAAAAAUUUACGACGACAAUGCAGCUUCCCUGUACCAGAACUUCAACUUCUCCCUGCAACAAGUUCAAUGCAACACCUCAAGCGAGAAUAUUUUCUCGCUCGCCGUAAGCUGCGAUGAUUGUGCCAAGGCAUACAAGCAGUGGCUUUGUGCCGUGACAAUCCCUCGUUGCGCGGAUUUCUCCAGCAACGCAACCUUCCUCCAGAUCCGAAACGUAGGCCAAGCUUUCCUCAACGGCACUUCCAUCACUGACUCAUCCCUUCUGGACAAAACCGCAACCAACCGAUCCCGCAACCACCUAAUAGACAAGGAAAUCCGUCCGGGACCAUACAAGGAGAUACUUCCCUGCUUAGACGUCUGUCACAGCCUGGUCCGAAAGUGCCCAUCUGUUCUCGGCUUCGACUGUCCAGUGGGCCAAUGGGCCGACGUCUCAUACGGCCUACGAGAUCCCAACGGUGACAUCACAUGCAGUUACCUCGGAGCCGCAUACUACCUGAAUGCCGUCUCCAGUCUGCACGAAAAAGUUAGGAUACCUCUAUAUAUGGUGAUAGGGGUCUGGACAUCAUUCUGGGUCCUCGGCUAG